AUGUCACACCCACCCGAAUCAAACACGCCGGUAGCCCAUGAACCUGACAGAACCCAGCGACCAGAUACCCCCUCGUUGACCUCUCUACCGCCCGAAAUUCUGGCUUAUAUCCUCGAGCAACUAGAUAGGGAAUUCAUGCCAUCGACAUCCCUGGUCCACUCCAAACUCCGUGAACCCAGCCAAAGGCAUUUCUUCUCGCGGCUGACGCUGUCUCCUUCCGGUCCAGGGACAAAUACAGGUCAGACGAGGUACGCUCCGGGCAAAGCCUUGCUCGAGUUGUUCAACUCGAACCCAACCAUUGCGGGGUAUCCAACAGCAAUUGCCAUUGCUCAAUACAGGAAAGGAUGGCUUUCAGAGGACCCGAUGAUAGCAGAUGCCCUCAACUGCCUCUCGAUCAACAGAAUCAAGUCGUUCUCGUACGUCGUCCAGUCGUCCCCGGGCCGCCUCGAGUCAGUGGAUGACCUUACCGAACUUCCACCUGCCACCCAAGCAGCAAUCGUCAAGAUCUGCUCCUCGCCUUCGCUAGAGUCCCUCUCAUUGUGGAAUGCCCCGAUAUCCAUGGUGAGAGCGGCAGGGCGGUCGGUGCGAAAGCUCUUCUUGCCACAGAUCCGGUUUCCCGAGCCUAGCGAUCUCGGUCAUGACGUCGCAGCACCUCGAAGUUCCCCUGUCAACAUCGUCGAUCUUCGCGUCAAAGAAGGCAGGUCGAUCGACUGGCUUCUAGACAUAUCGAACGGAUUUGCCUUCAGUGACCUCAGGCAUCUAUCUUGUGAUGCAGGUGCAGCCAGCCAGAUAAUGCGGCUACUGCGGAUGUGCGAGCAUUCAUUGGAGACAAUAGCCAUUGCGUUCGGAUUGAUCUUAGCUCCCAGUCCCAGUGACCCAACCAUUGAUCUAUGCCGUCUCUCCAACUUGCGAACACUUGAAGUUCGCUUUGGCUCAACUGAUUUCACCAUUGGCGAAGCCAUCGACCCACUUGCACGAGUCAUCGAUAUCCUCCACACCCUCCCACCUUCCAGCAGCCUCGAGACACUCUGCAUCGUCAACUAUUUCUCCUACACGAAGUUGGAGAUGGUUAACUUUCCGUCAUGGCCCCUUCUCGACAACCUCCCCCUCGACCGCUCCCCGCCGAGGUUUCCUCACCUGAAGACAGUCGAAAUUGAGCUGAACUGCGUGCAUUCAGCCAAUAAGCCACAGCUAGGACUGAUCGCUGGUAUGAUUCGAGGUAUGAUCCCAAAGCUGGUGGAUUCGGGUAUCGUGACCAUAGGGACAUCCUUGUAA
This is a messenger RNA of Coprinopsis cinerea okayama7#130, 1275 nucleotides long. RefSeq lists its product as hypothetical. The record is from RefSeq and is a predicted model, not a curated record. Gene Ontology annotation, molecular function: protein binding. Lineage: Eukaryota; Fungi; Basidiomycota; Agaricomycetes; Agaricales; Psathyrellaceae. The transcript has 2 exons. The coding region runs from base 1 to 1275 and encodes 424 amino acids.